Messenger RNA from Botrytis sinoallii, 1563 nucleotides. RefSeq lists its product as uncharacterized. The coding region runs from base 1 to 1563 and encodes 520 amino acids. The record is from RefSeq and is a predicted model, not a curated record. Lineage: Eukaryota; Fungi; Ascomycota; Leotiomycetes; Helotiales; Sclerotiniaceae. Gene Ontology annotation, molecular function: protein binding. The transcript has a single exon.
AUGGCUGAUUCUCCCAAUGACAAGACUCGUCCCUCUUUAAAAACGAAACUCGUACGUUCACAGAAAAUCAUACAAUUAUCUCCGACAGAGACAAGACCUCAAGAUAUUCCUGAGGAUUCCGAACCACCACCGCCAUCUCGAGACAAUGCGCCUCCUCCUCCUCCUCCUCGCAGUCAUACCCCGGGACAUCUAUCAACCAAGAGUCAAGAUAGGCGGAAGCAGAAAUCUGAUCUAGCUUUGCGCCAGAGAUCACAGUCAUUAUCGCAAAAGGAAUCCUCAACUUCAUCUAUCAAAACAACGACCGAGAAACCACCCUCGCUACAUCAUGUUAGCAGUACACCAAUUCCCUCGGAGAAACUUUUGUCACCAUCCGAUGAUAGUAACCCAGUACCGCAGCUUCCCAAAGAUGAGACGCAUAAACCCAUUAAUCUUCGUUCCACAUCUGCCAUAACACCGAAAGUUUCUUCCUCCGCAAAUUCGUCUUCUCCUGUACCGCCCGCACAGCGUCCGCCUCGUGGGCUUUCUAUUCCGUAUCCUUCAUUGCCAGAUCCUAAACUGGCACCCAAUGUUCUUCCUGCGCCAGCAUCAGGAAUGUACUGGUCUCGCGCCCCUGUCUCGGGUUCGUCCCAUACGUCUUUGCGGGCACACACAACCACACUUAUUGGUUCCAACAUCUACGUUUUUGGCGGAUGUGAUGCACGUUCAUGUUUCAAUGAAUUAUAUGUCUUAGAUGCCGAUGCUUUUUACUGGUCUACGCCCUUUGUUUGCGGAGAUAUACCUGCUCCUUUACGAGCAAUGACGUGUACAGCUGUGGGAAAGAAGCUGAUAGUGUUUGGUGGUGGGGAUGGACCUGCAUACUACAAUGACAUAUAUGUACUCGACACAUUAAAUUUUCGAUGGUCAAAACCGCGUAUAUCUGGGGAGAAGAUACCAAGCAAACGAAGAGCUCACACGGCAUGUUUAUAUAAGAAUGGAAUAUAUGUUUUUGGUGGCGGAGAUGGGGUGCGGGCAUUGAACGACGUGUGGAGGCUAGACGUUGCGGAUACGAACAAAAUGUCUUGGAAACUCGUUUCUGCUCCGACGCAAUCAUCUGCCGAUGAUAGAACUAAGCCAAAAGCUCGCGGGUAUCAUACGGCCAAUAUUGUUGGAUCUAAGCUUAUUAUAUUUGGUGGAUCGGACGGUGGGGAAUGUUUCCGAGAUGUAUGGGUAUUCGAUAUUGAGACGUCGACUUUCUCUCCGGUCAAUAUUUCGCUUUCAUAUCCGCGACUGAGCCAUACUGCUACUAUUGUAGGAAGCUAUCUGUUUGUAAUAGGUGGACACGAUGGUGUUGAAUACUCAAAUGAAGUGUUACUCCUAAAUCUUGUCACCAUGGCUUGGGAUAAACGGAAAGUCUACGGAGAGCCUAUCAAAGCUCGCGGCUACCAUGGAACAGUACUUCACGAUAGUAGACUCAUGGUAAUAGGAGGCUUUGACGGGGGAGAUGUGUUCGGAGAUGUAUGGUUGUUAGAGUUGGCGGUGCAUGCAUAUUAUAGUCAAAUUAGUCAUUUUAGCAUCGAUGUUUAG